CAGGUAAGCAAUUUCAAAGAAGGAGGUGUUGCAAUAGGAAUAAGUUGUAGUCACAUGCUUGCUGAUCUAACUUGCUUAGCUUCAUUCAUCAAAUCAUGGACACUAGUUCACCGAAACUUACCCAUUACCAACCCUCCUUCCUUCACUCCACUCCCUUUUUCGCCGCCGUCGCCGCCGCCACUUUCAAACGGCCAUGCUAAGCUGCCACCGCCGCAGCAAGCAAAAGACAUGGCCAAAGCCACUUUCAAGUUUUCCAGUUCAACAAUGCAACAGUGCCUCUCCAAUGUCCAUCACAUUUGCCCCAAUGCCACCCCAUUUGAUUUUCUUUGUGCAUUGUUUUGGACUAGAAUCUCUCACUUGAAGCCAUUGAAAAACAAUGAUCAAACUCACUCUUUAUCCAUUUGCAUAGAUUUGAGAAAGAAGCUUCUUAAAGAACCAAUCCCUUUUGGUUACUUUGGAAAUGCUCUGCAUUUCACAAUGCUUUCUCUUAAAGGUGAAGAUUUUGGAAGUGUAGUUAGUGCAGUGAAUAGGCACUUGGUAGGGAUUGAAGAAGAAGAGAUACGGUGUGCCAUAGAACGGUUAGGAUCAUCGAAUCGUUGCAUGUAUGGGGAAGAAUUAACCUGUGUUUGCAUGGAAGCUCUGCCAUAUGAAGCAAAGUUUAGUGAUAAUGAGAAGCCGGUUCAUGUUUCAUGCCAUGUAGGGAAUGUGGCUGGGAAAGGUUUGAUCAUGGUGAUGCCUUCUUGUGAAGAAGGGCUUGCAAGAACUGUGACAGUUAUGCUGCCACAUGAAGAGCUUGCUGAAUUAAUCAAAGAUGAAGCUAUAUUGCAGUUGGAUCCAACUACUUUGCUUUCUGAUAUAUAAUAUAAUAAAGAUUUGGUUUAGAAACCAUAAAAUAUUUAAGGGCAGACAAUUUUAACCAUGAAAGAUCAAAUGUUUUUUUACAUCUUUUAUAGUUAGAAUUGUUGGUGCUCAAAUCUUUUAUGGUAAAAAAUGGUCAUUUAUUCUUUGGUUUAUGUAUAAAUUGCAAGAGUGGAGAUUUUUCCAUUAUUCUUUUGAUUCAGGUUUGAUCAUAUUGUAAUCUUUCUGGUGUUCAGAUAGUUUCAUUAAUUUAUGAACUCAAUAAGUGACGACAUGUCAAGCCGAUGCAAAACUUUUGAUCCCUCAAAUUCUGGUUGAAACUGACUUUAUUUAUGUAAUAGCAAUACAUUCAUGACA
Messenger RNA from Arachis duranensis, 1215 nucleotides. Its product is annotated as rosmarinate synthase. Gene Ontology annotation, molecular function: acyltransferase activity, transferring groups other than amino-acyl groups. The record is from RefSeq and is a predicted model, not a curated record. Lineage: Eukaryota; Viridiplantae; Streptophyta; Magnoliopsida; Fabales; Fabaceae.